GUUUUUAUGUGUGCGCACAGGGUUGUGUGUUUUUCUAAGUGGAGCUGAAGUGCAGCCGUUCAUCAGUGGAGCUGACUGCAGACAGGGGAAUACUUAGAUCUCACUGCGCUGCUUUUUAACUUACACGCCAGCUGCUUUUUGGACUUUUUUUUUGCACCAAAGUGGGACUUUGCCGCUGCUCUCUUUCUGCCCUCCAGGCACCAUUCCCAUCACUGGAAUUACAGGUUUAUUUAUUUUUUUGCCACUUAUUUCUGGAGUUUCUACCUGCUUCAAACCAAUUUCUGGACUCUCAAAUUUGUACAGUUCACCUGAUUCCCAAAACUUUGUCCCUGAACAUGCCAAAGCCUGAGAAUGGGGGUUUUGGAAGCACAUGAAAAGAGCUCAGUGAGUGUGUGUCGAUGUGUGUGCAGCACUGUGAGCGUGUAGCCAAGACGGUUUGUCUCAUAUGGUCGUGUUUCUUCUGUAAUGCGGUGGAAAAAACUGCGAGAAGUUGAACGAAACAAUAGCGUAACAAUGGAAACCGUCAGCGGCGUCAGAAGCACGUCGGGUUCAGGUGGAUGCUGAUCCCCGACCUGGAAUGCUCUAAACUCUUGUGGAAUUUGGUUCCCCUGGAAACAGACGGGCAGGCGUCCAUGCCCAUGUGCGACGUUUUUUGGCCCGUCUCGGACGUGAGAGGUGAACUUGGUCGUCCUUCACUGGAGGAAGAGGAGGAGCAGCGAUUUGGCCGGGAGAUAUUUUAAAAGAUUAUUACAGAGACCUUAAAAGGAAGAGCGGACAUGAACUAGAAGCUCCACUAAAAGGAUCCUUCAGAAGUCCUUAAAAGGCUGGUGGCUGCUUCUGAUACACAGACAGGAAAUAUAGACAACAUAUGUAAAUAAAUUACACUACAACACCAGCGUUGGGCAUUAAAGGAAAAUACAUAAAACUCGGUCACUUCACGGACUCGAUUCUUUUUAAACGAAAGGACUUUGCUGUAAGUAGCCAAGAUGAUGACCAUGAUGAUGAUGAUGGCGGCCAUGAUGGUCACCUGCAGCUCUCUGUUCCUGCUCGGUCUGGCUGCUGCUCACGCCUCCUCCAGCACCGUGACCCGAACCUCCUCUUCAUCUUCGUCCUCCUCCUCCUCCUCUUCUUCCUCCUCCUCAUCAUCCUCCUCCUCCCCACGCAUGAAGCUUUCAUACAAAGAGUUGCAGCAGUUCCACGGAGUCCGGCGGUUCGAGCUGGAGCGAUCCUGCUGCUUCAGCGCUCUGCUGCUGGACGAGGAGCGGGGCCGGCUGUUCGUGGGGGCCAAGAACUUCCUGCUGUCGCUGUCGUUGGACAACAUCGCCAAGCAAGAGCACAAGAUCUACUGGCCUGCCCCCGUUGACUGGAGGGAGGAGUGCAACUGGGCUGGAAAGGACAUCACUUCCGACUGUGUGAACUACGUGAAGAUUGUGCACCACUACAACCGCACACACCUGUACGCCUGUGGAACCGGGGCCUUCCACCCGACCUGUGCCUUCGUGGAAGUGGGCCACAGGAUGGAGGACCAUGUGUUCAGGAUCGACCCCUCUAAGGUGGAGGACGGCAAAGGGAAGAGUCCGUAUGAUCCUCGACAUAACGCUGCGUCUGUACUCGUCGGUGAUGAGCUCUAUGCAGGUGUGGCCACAGACCUGAUGGGACGAGACUUCACCAUCUUCAGAAGCCUCGGAAAACGUCCCUCCAUCCGCACUGAACAGCACGACUCCCGCUGGCUCAAUGAACCAAAGUUUGUUGGUUCCUUUUGGGUCCCUGAGAGCGAGAACCCCGAUGAUGACAAGGUGUUUUUCUUCUUCCGGGAGACGGCGGUGGAGGCUCAGGGUUUAGGAAAGUCCACCUACUCCCGAAUCGGACAGCUGUGCAGGAAUGAUAUGGGUGGUCAGCGAAGUCUGGUCAACAAGUGGACGACGUUCCUCAAGACCCGUCUGAUCUGCUCGGUGCCAGGAGCAGACGGCAGCGACACCUACUUCGACGAGCUGCGCGACGUGUUCCUGCUGCAGACCAGGGACAGAAAGAAUCCUCUGGUCUACACCGUCUUCUCCACUUCCAGCAGUGUAUUUAAAGGCUCAGCUGUGUGUCUCUACUCCAUGAAUGACAUCCGGAGGGCCUUCCUGGGGCCCUUUGCUCACAAAGAGGGGCCCAACUACCAGUGGGUCCCCUUCCAGGGAAAAGUACCGUAUCCCCGCCCCGGAAUGUGUCCCAGCAAGACAUUCGGCAGCUUUGAAUCCACCAAGGGUUUCCCAGACGACGUGAUCCAGUUUGCACGUCACCACCCUCUGAUGUACAACCCGGUUUACCCGAUGAGCCGGCGACCCGUCUUCGUCAGAACCAACGUGGACUACAGCUUCACUCAGAUCGCUGUGGACAGAGUCAGCGCUGCCGACGGACAGUACGACGUCAUGUUCAUUGGCACAGACAAAGGGACAGUACUCAAGGUGAUCAACGUCCCCAAGGAGAGCUGGAACAACAUGGAGGAACUUUUACUGGAAGAGCUGGAGGUCUUCAAAGAUGCCUCAUCCAUCAUCAACAUGCAGAUUUCCUCAAAACGGCAACAGCUGUACGUCGGCUCCAACAACGGCAUCGCCCAGGUUCCCCUCCACCGCUGCAGUGUGUAUGGGAAGGCCUGCGCCGAGUGCUGCCUGGCCAGGGACCCGUACUGCGCCUGGGACGGGACAUCCUGCACUCGCUACCUGCCAAACACAAAGAGGCGUUUCCGUCGCCAGGAUGUAAGGAACGGAGACCCCAACACCCUUUGCUCUGGAGACCACCAUAAGCACCGCGUCGCAGAGAGGAAGCUGUAUGGAGUUGAGGGAAGCAGCACCUUCCUGGAGUGUAUCCCGAAAUCCCUUCAGGCCAGAGUCACCUGGACCUUCCAGAAACAUCCACAGAACCCACGAGAAGAGGUACGUCUAGAUGACCGCAUCCUCCAGACCGACAGAGGCCUUCUGAUUCGUCGCGUCCUCAAGAGAGACGUCGGCAUCUACCAGUGCCAUGCGAUGGAACACGGCUUCACCCAAACCUUACUGGGCAUCACCUUGGAAGUUGUACCUUCAACAUCAUCCUCCGCCUCCAAUCUACCCUCCGACGCCCCCGUUCGAUUAGACCCCCGCAGUAGUGGUGGCUCCUCGAUGACCAAUCAAAAGCUUUGGUACCGGGACUUCAUGCAGCUGGUGGACCACCCCAACCUCAGCACGGUCGACCAGAUCUGCGAGCAGGUCUGGGCGCGCAAGAAUGCUGGCGGCGAGGAGGCGGGUUUUCCCGCCACGGGGAAGGACAUCCCGCCUCUGGGUCCCGCUGUCCGCCCGGCUAACAAGAAGUGGAAACAUCUCCAGGAGAUAAGGAAGGGGAGAAACCGCCGGACCCACGACGGGAAACCGAACCCUCGGGCGCCUCGCAGUGCAGGGGAGUAACGACGUAGAGGACGAGACGGAGGGAGGAAAGAAUGACUGAUACGAGAAUAAGAAAGAAAACUGAGAGACCAAGAACUCCUGGAGGUGUUCAUACAUACAGAUACACCCAUGAAACACACACACACACACACUCACAGCACCUCCUCUAUUGUGUAUAUUUAUCUAUGGAUGCCCACACUAUAUGGUACCCCAGCCCUAACCCACCGGUCGGCCCCUGCAUGUGCUGCCGUACUGCCCAAGUUGAUUCUGCACGAUCCCUUUACGCUGUUCCACUAGAAUAGUCGAGUGUACCAGCAGAUACGUGGGAGUGAACCCACCUUUAUGCGUGGGCACCCGUCAUUCCCUUUGCCACUGACUGGAUAUGGAAUAUGGAUAUGACCACAUCUUUGCCUACUACAAACCAGCUGCACUUCACAUGUGGCUGGUGGAUCACAGUAUGCACACUAACUCUCUGGACUGCACCACUCAAAUACAGUUUUGGAUGAACUCUCCUUGUGACUUUUCUUACCUGAUGAUUUAGUAAAAUGGUGGACUCGAUGGGAAGCAAAUGGAGCAACAUGACAACUGGAAUAUAGUUUAAGAAAAAGAAAGAAAAAAAAAAGGCAACUGGAAUCACAAGACUAUUUAAUUGCACAAGCAUGCAGGCAGAGAAACAGUUUUUUUUGAAAUCUUUACAGAAACUGAAUCGAUCAACUCCCUGUGGUGCUCUCGUUGCACAUAUUUCCACUAACCUCACUUUUCACAGGUUUUGUGUGCACAUCAAAAAAUGCACAAAAGCGAUAGGAGAUGCCAGCAGCUUUGGGCGACCUGUGGAACAGAUCAGCAUGUUGCAUAACUGGUUAUAAUAUAUUGUAAGUUUCCUUAGGCACAUCGAGGCAUGUCACAGCAAAAUAAACCACACACACACACAAUACAAUGCUGGUGGUCACAGUGAGAGAGCAGCGAUAUGUGGCCAGAUAUGAUUAUAUUGGUUUACUGGUCCAAACCACUAAGAGAAUGAGUAGCGGAAAAAACUACUCGCAUUCCAUGAUGUGAGAGGAAGAUGACAUGUUUACAGUACUCGGACAAAGCUGGUGCACAAACAAAAUGCAUCCCGGAAAGCAACUCAAGGCCCUUUCUGCAAGUUUUAUGUGGCAUCUUUUACAAAAACAAAUUAUCUGAGAAGAAGAAUCCGAAACCUCCCUCGAAAAGUUGCUGUGUCCAAUGUUUGGUGCAUUUUGGAUGAGAAGCAGGAAGAGGAAAGAUUUUUUUUUUUUUAGCCAACGAUGACAACCCAUGUUUCUGGGCUACAGUAUAUAUAUUAGCAUGAUAUUUAUGAGUGAGACUAUGAUUUUUAUUUUUUAUUUUCUACUCUAAGCGGUACUUUAUUUCUUUUACACUGUUCUUGCAUAUAUCGUUUGUGAUAAUUAGAUAUGCAAAUAAUACGAAACGAGCGGAGUCCUCACUCAGCACGGUAAAAUGCACAGAAAGCGGCUCUUCUGCGCUACCCACAAUGCAUUUUCACCGUUUGCAAAAAAGAAGAAAAGGAGAAAAAAAAAUCCCAUCCGACUUCAUACACUGUUGUAAUCACUUCUCAAUGUAGUGCUACAGUCAUCAAUACCAUUGACUCUUGCUGCUUAACGAUGUCAUUUCUACGUAAUGGACAGUUAGUACGAUAAGGUCUUCCUUCUCCAUGUCUUAGUCUAAUCUUUCUCUGUAUUACCUGUAAAAAAAAUUGUUUGUUGGUCGUCUGUGCUAUCAUGGUGUGUGUAGCCUGCCCCCUAGUGUCCAUUGUGUGUACAGGCUCGGACGGAGAGCCAAACUGUGGUACGAUCCUUUAAUAUAUCAUCGUCUAUCCACAUGAAAGAUAGUAAACUGGCCUUGUAAGAUAGAAAAAAAACAAACAUUCAUUUGCAUUCAUGGAAUCUCAAUAUGAUUUUUAUGAUGAACUUAUUGGUCUAAUUUGUGUUGCUGCCACAUGGAAUUGAGAGGAACUGGGCUGUGGCGACGCAGCAUGAACUAGACCUGCGAGUGGAUUUUUAGAUGUAUGGAAUCAUUGUCGUUGUUAUUUAUAUACCUUCUUUAUAGAGAUGUAAUUAACUCUUUAAACUGAACUGACUGACGCCUAUAAAAGGGACACUCCGCAUUUUGACACCACGUCCAGGAACAGAGCGCAACGGUGACGCUGAAAUCUAAACUGAUUUUUACCUGCAGGACGCAUGCAUGUGCCAACACCUGCGUAUAAACAAGAGAACUAGUUGAGUUUAGACUACUAAUCCACUACAUUGAGAGAUUAGAGUGGUCACUUGUGUAAUUCUUUUGUUUUUAUCAAAAUAGAUGAUUCUCAUUGGCAGUGAUGUCAACCUUGCCCGAGUAUCCCUUUUAAGCCAGCUGUUGUUUUGUGCUUGAAAUUGCAUGACCAAUGUUAGUGGCUAACGCGUUCGACAAUGGUGUGGUGGCAAGACGGAGAGCGAGAGAGAAAGAAAGCACAAUGUUGAAUAUUAUUAUUAUUCCUAUGUAUUUAUGUGCAAAGAUAAGCUGAUAUGUUGUGGUGGAUUUUUAUUUUUCUUAUAAAUGUAGAUUUACAUAUGUAUCGUUCAUGUUCUGCUGAAAAAGGACUCAUCCUCAACAUUUGUUUUUUUUUGUUGUACAUUGCAGCCAAUGGAGAAAACUCUUCCUGAAGACAGUGUCCAAUUAGAGUCUUUGUUGUUAAAAAAAAAAAAAAACAGCCCUCCAAUCGACACUCCUGUUGUAUCCCAUGCCAUGUGACGCACCCCUGCUCAAUAGGAGAGGCUUGUGUGUGUGUGUUUGUGCGUGUAUGCUUGUGUGUGUGCAUGUGUGUGUGACAGAGAUGUGUGUUUUUUGUGUGUGGGUUUCGGGGGAAAGCAGAGCUCUGUAUAUAAUGGCAAAGGAACAGUGGUGUGUAGAGCAGGUCUGUAGCUGAGAGUUCAGAGGUCGAAGGCCAAAGUUAACGUGGUGCACUGUAAUACUCCCAGGUCUUUGUGAAAUGUCAUGUCAGAUUGUUUUUGAUUAACACAAUAAAAAUAUGCAGUUACUUCAUGA
Messenger RNA from Stegastes partitus (bicolor damselfish), 6467 nucleotides. It is a transcript of the gene sema3b, whose product is annotated as sema domain, immunoglobulin domain (Ig), short basic domain, secreted, (semaphorin) 3B. The transcript has 18 exons. The record is from RefSeq and is a predicted model, not a curated record. NCBI's taxonomy places the organism in Eukaryota, Metazoa, Chordata, Actinopteri, Pomacentridae. Bases 987 to 3425 code for a protein of 812 amino acids. Gene Ontology annotation, cellular component: plasma membrane. Gene Ontology annotation, molecular function: semaphorin receptor binding; chemorepellent activity. Gene Ontology annotation, biological process: negative chemotaxis; axon guidance; positive regulation of cell migration.